Messenger RNA from Schistosoma bovis, 2953 nucleotides. The record is from the annotation of a GenBank genome assembly. NCBI's taxonomy places the organism in Eukaryota, Metazoa, Platyhelminthes, Trematoda, Strigeidida, Schistosomatidae.
AAUAUUUAAUAGAAUAAGUUUAUUCAUUUAUUUGUUAACAUUUAGAGCAUGAUCAAAUAACUUACACUUCGUUUAAUGGGAAAUGAACACUGAGAACUACCUAACUGUGGAUAUAUCUCAAAAUAACACUAAUAAUAAUAUAAGUGAACAAUUACUUUCAAGUAGUAGUUCUAUAGUGGAAACUAUAACAUUUCUGGGAUUUAUUGUAAUUAUAGCCAUCACUAUUGGUGGUAAUUUACUUGUACUUGUUGCAAUCUGUACAAAACAUAAAUUGCGAAGAAAUGUUACGAAUUGUUUCAUAGCAUCCCUAGCAGCAGCAGAUUUACUAUUGGGAGCUAUUGUUAUGCCAUUCGCUGUAAUUGAUCUAUUAAGAUCCAUCCAUAAAGACUGUCUUCCCAAAAAUCAGCAAGAUCAGUAUGUUUUAUGGCCAUUUGGUCAAAUCUGGUGUGAUAUGUGGCACGCAUUUGAUGUUCUUAGUUCAACAGCUUCAAUUUUAAAUUUAUGUGCAAUUUCAGUGGAACGUUAUAUUGCUAUUUCAGACCCAUUUAAUUAUCCUUUACGUGUAACACAUUCACGAUGUAUUAUUAUGAUUAUGCUUACUUGGGUAUGCUCUAUACUAAUUUCCUUUCCAGCCAUUGCCUGGUGGCGACAUUCAAGUAAUAUGUAUAAUGUUUCUGAUAUGCAUAGUGUACCAGAUUUAGAAUGUUUAUUUUCUUCUGACAGAGUUUAUUUAUUCAUUUCUUCGUGUAUUUCAUUUCAUAUACCCUUGAUAGUUAUGAUUUUUGUUUAUUGGAAAAUAUAUCAGAAAGCAAAUGGUCUCAUUAAGACAUUUAACACAGGUAAAAGAUUAAUUUAUCGAAAAUCACUAGGUGGUGAGGCGAUGAUAUUAAGAGUGCACAGAGGCGGUAUAACUAAAACACUGCCGUCAGUCUUGCAACAGGGUGUAUUGUCCCAUAAUCCUAAUACUUCUGCCAAAGUAUCAUACGUAUCUUCUCAUGAAAUCCUCAACAAUCAAUCGCCUAUAUUGUCGCCAACAGCAAAUGAUGAUAAUAAAAAUAAUCAUGAAAUAUUAGAGUGUAAUGUAGAAGAAAACAAAAAAAAUACAAAACAUGUUAAAUUUAAUCACUCUAGAAAAUCUCAAUCAUUUGAUGAAAAAAACACUCACUGCACAUUAUUCUCUGGUUGCUACAGAACUGUAUUCAAUCGAUUUAAUGUAAACGAUUCAUUAAUACAAAAGGAUGACAAUAUAACAGCAACAUCUGGGACGCAGAAUGCAGAAGAAAGUUUGCUAUCAUCAAGAAGCUAUCUAAGUGAAAUCAAAAAACGAGUACAUCGAUUCACUAAAGAACGGAAAGCAGCUAAAACUCUUGGAAUUGUGAUGGGUGUAUUUGUGUUAUGCUGGUUACCAUUUUUUGUUUAUAACACAAUAAAAGCUGUUUACCCAUCAGUUUUAAAAACUCAAGAGAAUAUAAUUUUUCCACUUGUCACAUGGCUUGGUUAUUUGAAUUCAGGUGUCAAUCCGUUUAUCUAUGCAUAUUCUUUACGGGAUAUUCGUAAGGCAUUUCUUGAUAUUCUGUGCACACCAUGUAAAACACAUUCUAAUUGGUGUCGCACAAGGCUAAAUCAAACUAGAGAUACUUAUGUGUCACAAUAUACCGAUGAACCAACAGAUGCUUUAAAAUCUAUUAAUUGUCAGUCUACAAUGUCGCUUGCUAAUGGUUCAUCAUUAUACACAGACCACAAAUAUUCCAUGGAAUCGACAUCUUCACCGUAGCAAAAGAAUUUCUCUUUUGAAAUGUAUUCAGAUGAAAAUAAUCUACAAAAUGAAUUUUAUCAUGACAGUAAACACGAUAAUACAGAAAUUUACAGAAUUUGUGGAAUUUACUAUGAAAUCUGACAGUCUACCUUUGAGUUCAUCAGGAAAAGGAAAUUUUAUUUAAAACAUUUCAGAACCCAAAUGAUAUUAUGUCACAUUUUCAAACAAACUACUGAUGCUUUCUAAGUCUAUUGACAAUAUUCUGAAUUCACAUCCUGUCACUGCACUUUUUUCUUGGUGUUAACUACAAAUUUAAAAUGUGUUUCUUUUUUAACAUAAUUUCAAAUGUUCCUUUUCACUCUUAUAAAUAUUGAAAUUAUCAUACCAAUGAUAAUGUAAAUCUAGUAUGAUUCAUUUCAACCUGUCUAUUAUAAAUGAAAAAUGUCGUCUAUUAGUUGAUGUCCAAAAAUGUUAUGCAGUAAGCAAUUAGAAAAUGUAAAUCAGAAAUAAUAAAUGAAACAAAAACGUGUUGCACAUAUAUUUUAAAUUAUAUUCCCCCCCUCCGUCAACAAGAUUUACAAAACAUUUUUGCACAAAAUGUUAAACUAUCGCACAAUCACUGUCUGGUCUUAAUACGUUAUAAUCAGUAUUUUCAAAAUAUCAGUAACCCUACACGGUAUUGAUCUAAUGUUAUUAAUUCAAUGAAUAUUUAUUGUUGUUAAAAGUUGUAUAUUACUUGAAAAAAAAAAGACCAAUGUACACCUUGUGACUAUUUUCAUGUAGUCCAUGGAUAUUUUUUAUACGGACGUCAUAUUGAAAUGUAAGAAAUAUUAUAAAAUUUAAUUUUAAGGAUUAUUAUUACUAUUAUUUCAUUUCAAUACGAACAAGUAAAAACGAUUACAAUAAAAUAAAGCAAUAAACUAAAAAGAAAUUAAACUGUAAUCUGACAACAACUGUUUUACAAAGAAUGACUGAAGUGAACAAUCUUUUGUUAUUUUCUAUUUCUAUUCCAUGUAAAUGGGUAUUCAUCUACCACUGUGGUCUCUCUAACUAAAAUAUAAUGAAUUUACUAUUUUAACAUAGAUAAAGCUAUAAUAUAUGUGUUAAAAUCAUAUUGUAUUUAAUUUUAUGGCAAUCUGAUAAUUACAGUUUUUAUAACCAACAUUUGUAGCCAAAUGUUUAGAAAGAAACAAAUUG